AUGCGAGUAACGAGAGAAAGAACAGUCGAGCGUCGCCCGGUGUUUUACUUUAUUGGCGACUCCAUUACCGAGCAGGGAAGCAGCCUUUGUACGAGUGGCUUUAUUAACAUUUUGCAGGAUCAUUAUGUGCGCUCGGUCGACUGUAUCAAUCGCGGUCUCUCGGGUUACAACACCAAAUGGGUACAAAAGUACGCCAUGCCCAUUUAUGCCAAAGAGCUACAGACCGACUAUUCAGCAUCCUUUAUCACGAUCUUCCUUGGAGCUAAUGAUGCAGCACUAGAGCACGGCCAUGACAAGGUACAAUAUGUGUCACUACAAGACUAUCGAGCAAAUCUGCAAAAGAUUUUACAAACGGUGAAACCGCUCCUGGCUCCUGAUGGUCAAGUGCUGCUAAUAACACCGCCCUGUGUUAUCGAUUCAAUGCGUGAUAAUGACCGCAGCAAUGCGUCAGCAGGCAAAUAUGCCAAAGUGUGUGUUGAUUUGGCUACGGCUGAGCAUGUCCAUGUACUGGACUUGCAUACAUACUUUAACACAACAUUUCCAGAUGAACACGUGCGCAAAACGUAUUUUGUGGACGGUUUGCACUUUUCCAAGAAGGGCAACGAGGAGGUAGGCAAAUUGCUGGGGAUUGCUAUAAACGGGAUAUUUGAUAGGGAAAUAGUGGACAAGUUUAACAAGUGGCAAUUGCCAGACUGGCACGAUUUAGUCCCUCAUGCCGAAGCCUAA
This is a messenger RNA of Peronospora farinosa, 726 nucleotides long. The record is from the annotation of a GenBank genome assembly. NCBI's taxonomy places the organism in Eukaryota, Oomycota, Peronosporomycetes, Peronosporales, Peronosporaceae.